AGAAUUCGCCAGGGCAAACCUAGCUGGAUCCGGGGCUUUUGCAGCCAGUGUAGUCCGAGCAAGCGGUCAGAGAUUUUGCUGAUUCACCCCACGCCAGCGGAGGUGAGGAGCCUGAACAUGAUAAGCAGAGAACCCCACAUCCAAGCCAGCCACUGGAACCAAACAGGAGCCGAUCGGGUCCGCAGAACGCCACGACGCGAGGCGACGAAAACCCAAACGGGUUCCAGGCAAAGUCAUGACUUCCUCAAAAACAGGAAUCCUCCAAAUUAUCCUCCAGGACCGCGGGCUCUUCCCCUUGUGGGGAAUUUCUUCAGUAUGGACAAUAAACAUCCACACAUUUAUUUUACCAAGCUGGCUGGCGUCUAUGGGAAUGUGUUCAGCGUCCGUUUCGGCGGUGACAAGAUGGUGCUUGUGUCUGGGUACAAGAUGGUGAGGGAAGCCAUAGUAACACAAGCCGAGAAUUUUGUGGAUCGACCAUACAAUGCAGUCACUGACAGGUUUCUCUCAGGAAAAUCAGGUGGUCUUUUUAUGAGCAAUGGUGAAAUAUGGAAAAGACAGCGACGCUUUGCCUUGUCUACCUUACGGAACUUUGGCCUGGGCAAAAGAACCAUGGAGCAGAGUAUCUGUGAGGAGGUCGGACACCUGCAGGAGGAGAUAGAGAAGGAGAGAGGUGAACCUUUCAACCCAACAGGCCAUUUUAACAAUGCUGUGUCCAACAUCAUUUGCCAGUUGGUGAUGGGGAAACGGUUUGAAUACAGCGACCACAACUUCCAGAUCAUGCUGCAGUAUCUGUCUGAACUUAUCUGGCUGGAGGGCUCUAUCUGGAGUAUGCUUUAUCAGUCAUUCCCCAGAGUGAUGAAGCACUUGCCAGGUCCUCACAACAAAAUGUUCAGCCACUUCAACACCCUCCUAGACUUCAUCAGUCAGCAGGUAAAAUGGCACAAGAAGGACCUGGACCACAACAAUCCCCGGGACUACAUAGAUGCUUUCUUAACUGAAAUGGAGAAUCUUUAUCAGUCAUUCCCCAGAGUGAUGAAGCACUUGCCAGGUCCUCACAACAAAAUGUUCAGCCACUUCAACACCCUCCUAGACUUCAUCAGUCAGCAGGUAAAAUGGCACAAGAAGGACCUGGACCACAACAAUCCCCGGGACUACAUAGAUGCUUUCUUAACUGAAAUGGAGAAUCACAAAGAAUCUGAUGUGGGCUUCACUGAGACCAAUCUGGCAAUGUGCUCUCUGGAUCUGUUCCUGGCUGGAACUGAGACAACCUCCACCACUUUGCUGUGGGCUUUGGUUUUCCUCAUCAAAAAUCCAGAUAUCCAGGACAAAGUCCAGGCAGAGAUAGACAGAGUGAUCAGACAGAACCGCCAGCCCACUAUGGCAGACAGACCCAACCUGCCCUACACUGACGCUGUCAUCCACGAGAUCCAGAGGAUGGCAAACAUUGUUCCUCUCAAUGGAGUCAGAAUGGCCGCCAAGGACACGACACUGGGUGGUUACUUCAUACCCAAGGGUACGUCCGUAAUGCCCAUUCUGACCUCUGUGCUGUUCGACAAGACUGAAUGGGAAACUCCAGACACCUUCAACCCUGGACACUUCCUGGAUGCUGAAGGAAGGUUUGUGAAGAGAGAGGCUCUCCUGGCUUUCUCUGCAGGGAAACGUGUGUGUCUCGGAGAAGGCCUCGCCAAGAUGGAGCUGUUCCUGUUUUUGGUCGCUUUACUGCAGAAAUUCUCUUUCUUUGUUCCUGAUGGAGUUGAGUUGAGUACAGAAGGAGUUACUGGAAUCACACGUGUACCACACCCCUUCAAGAUGUGGCUUUAUAUUUUUUUGCCAGGUUUUGACAUCAAGGGGGUAUUCCUGUUUAUUUUUAUUUUCCUCCUAAUAGCAGACUUCCUCAAAAACAGGAAUCCUCCAAAUUAUCCUCCAGGACCGCGGGCUCUUCCCCUUGUGGGGAAUUUCUUCAGUAUGGACAAUAAACAUCCACACAUUUAUUUUACCAAGCUGGCUAGCGUCUAUGGGAAUGUGUUCAGCGUCUGCCUUGGCAAUGACAAGAUGGUGCUUGUGUCUGGGUACAAGAUGGUGAGGGAAGCCAUAGUAACACAAGCCGAGAACUUUGUGGAUCGACCAUACAAUGCAAUCGCUGACAGGUUUUACUCAGGAAAAUCAGAUGGUCUUUUUAUGAGCAAUGGUGAAAUAUGGAAGAGACAGCGACGCUUUGCCUUGUCUACUUUACGUAACUUUGGCCUGGGCAAAAGCACCUUGGAGCAGAGUAUCUGUGAGGAGGUCCGACACCUGCAGGAGGAGAUAGAGAAGGAGAGAGGUGAACCUUUCAACCCAGCAGGCCAUUUUAACAAUGCUGUGUCCAACAUCAUUUGCCAGUUGGUGAUGGGGAAACGGUUUGAAUACAGCGACCACAACUUCCAGAUCAUGCUGAAGUAUCUGUCUGAAGUUAUGUGGCUGGAGGGCUCAGUCUGGGGUAUGCUUUAUCAGUCAUUCCCCAGAGUGAUGAAGCACUUGCCAGGUCCUCACAACAAAAUGUUCAGCCACUUCAACACCCUCCUAGACUUCAUCAGUCAGCAGGUAAAAUGGCACAAGAAGGACCUGGACCACAACAAUCCCCGGGACUACAUAGAUGCUUUCUUAACUGAAAUGGAGAAUCACAAAGGAUCUGAGCUGGGCUUCACUGAGACCAAUCUGGCGAUGUGCUCUCUGGAUCUGUUCCUGGCUGGAACGGAGACAACCUCCACCACUUUGCUGUGGGCUUUGGUUUUCCUCAUCAAAAACCCAGAUAUCCAGGACAAAGUCCAGGCAGAGAUAGACAGAGUGAUCGGACAGACCCGCCAGCCCACUAUGGCAGACAGAUCCAACCUGCCCUACACUGAUGCUGUCAUCCACGAGAUCCAGAGGAUGGCAAACAUUGUUCCUCUUAAUGGACUCAGAAUGGCCGUCAAGGACACGACACUGGGUGGUUACUUUAUACCAAAGGGUACGUCCUUGCUGCCCAUUCUGACCUCUGUGCUGUUCGACAAGACUGAAUGGGAAACUCCAGACACCUUCAACCCUGGACACUUCCUGGAUGCUGAAGGAAGGUUUGUGAAGAGAGAGGCUCUCCUGGCUUUCUCUGCAGGGAAACGUGUGUGUCUCGGAGAAGGCCUCGCCAAGAUGGAGCUGUUCCUGUUUUUGGUCGCUUUACUGCAGAAAUUCUCUUUCUUUGUUCCUGAUGGAGUUGAGUUGAGUGCAGAAGGAGUUACUGGAAUCACACGUGUACCACACCCCUUCAAGGUGUGCGCUAAGGCUCGCUGAAUUAAGCAAAAUCUCACUGAACCAUUUUUCAUGUGUAACAAGACUAAGCAAAACACUUUCUCAAACUCAGUCUCA
Messenger RNA from Micropterus dolomieu (smallmouth bass), 3378 nucleotides. RefSeq lists its product as uncharacterized. Gene Ontology annotation, biological process: xenobiotic metabolic process. Gene Ontology annotation, cellular component: intracellular membrane-bounded organelle; cytoplasm. The transcript is spliced from 20 exons. The record is from RefSeq and is a predicted model, not a curated record. The coding region runs from base 118 to 3303 and encodes 1061 amino acids. NCBI's taxonomy places the organism in Eukaryota, Metazoa, Chordata, Actinopteri, Centrarchiformes, Centrarchidae. Gene Ontology annotation, molecular function: heme binding; iron ion binding; oxidoreductase activity, acting on paired donors, with incorporation or reduction of molecular oxygen, reduced flavin or flavoprotein as one donor, and incorporation of one atom of oxygen.